Messenger RNA from Anopheles marshallii, 2460 nucleotides. Its product is annotated as U3 small nucleolar RNA-associated protein 25 homolog. Lineage: Eukaryota; Metazoa; Arthropoda; Insecta; Diptera; Culicidae. Gene Ontology annotation, biological process: maturation of SSU-rRNA from tricistronic rRNA transcript (SSU-rRNA, 5.8S rRNA, LSU-rRNA). The transcript has a single exon. Bases 1 to 2460 code for a protein of 819 amino acids. The record is from RefSeq and is a predicted model, not a curated record. Gene Ontology annotation, cellular component: small-subunit processome; nucleolus. Gene Ontology annotation, molecular function: U3 snoRNA binding; rRNA binding.
AUGGCAAACCGACGCCCGCUUUUCAAGAAGCCGCCCAAGGGUGCCAAACAAUCGUAUCUGAGCAAAGAUAUGAAAAAGAAGCAGAAAAAGGAACGAGCUAGCCGGCCACCACCGACCAAGUACCAGCGAAGCAUUAAACACAUCGAACGAGGCCAGGAAGCGAUCCAGGCGCAGAAGCGACAAAUAGAGGCGGAAAGAAAGUAUCGUCAGGAGACAAACACUUGCACCGGUUUGGAAUCGUUUGCAUCCAGCGACUCAGAUACGGACGAGGGCGUGGAUGGUGCCACGUUCGAAGAUCUAGCGGUGGAAUUUAACGAUCAAAUUGGUCAAAUGGUAGAUAGUGCGGAGGAUAGUACGGAUGAAGAGGAGGAAUCCGACGAUGAGGUUACGGAUGGGAAAGAAAUGGCAGUCGAAGCAUCUGAGUGGGGAGAGGAGUUGGAAUGUGACAAUGGGGAGGUAUUGAAUUCGGAAUAUGAGGCAGCAAAAGAGUCACAUGAUGAGGAGAGCGAAGAGUCACACGAUGAGGAAAGUAUAGAGUCACAGGAUGAGGAGAGCGAAGAGUCACAGCACAGCGAAGAUGAAGAAAUACAAUCGGACGACAGCAAUCUAUCCUCCGAUGAUGAUGAUACAACGACGAACGAUCCGUACAUGUUGCACACGGCCUACAACUUAAGCCCUGCGAUGCUGGAAGCGCUUGCUGCGGAACCACCACGCGUCGAAACGUCCACCAUGGCAUUCAGCAGCUUGGGCAACGUGUACGUCGAACUACCGAAAGCUCGCCCAGUAAGUAAACGGUCGGAACCGAAGGGAAUAGUUGUUAAGGAACGUUACGCCAAACCUGGCACACUGCCCACCGUACCGGAUGCAACCGAUUACGAUUUGAAUGAGCUGUACGUGAAGGAUCGAAUCGUACGCAACAUGACGGAACAGAUGGAUGCGUUACAGCGCGAUAUGUUUGCGAUACUGAACGGAUAUCAUGAUUUGCACUAUCCGCAGAGAAGCUUUGAGAAUGCGAACCGGUUACGUGAAGUUUACUGUUUGCAUGCAUUAAACCACGUGCUAAAGGCGGUCAGCAAGAUUCAGCAUCACACGAUCAAGCUGACGGCAGAUAAGACAGCAGGCAAGAAGAAACCCGUCGAAGAUCAGUUCCGUCGGCGGAUGAAGGUGAAGAAACAGAAGGUUGGCGAAGAAUCAACGGUUGGAUUAGAGUUUCGGGACCAAGGAUUCGUCCGUCCAAAGGUUCUGAUUAUCGUGCCGUUCCGCGAGUCGGCACUCCAGUGUGUUAGUGUGCUGAAGCGCCUGUUUGCCGGAGAGCAAGAGAAGAGCGUUCUAAAUUGGAAGCGCUUUACGGAGGAGUACGGUGGCGGAUCGUCGUUACAUUUUCCUCGCAAGAAUCCAAAACCCGCCGACUACGAGCGUACGUUCGCCGGUAAUAUUGACGACAAUUUCCGGCUCGGGAUAGCGUUCAACCGGUCGACGAUGAAACUGUAUGCAAAAUAUUACUCUUCCGAUGUGAUUAUCGCUUCACCGCUCGGGCUCCGGAUGGCGAUUGGUGCGAAAGGUGAGAAACAUCGGGAUUACGACUUCCUCGCCAGCAUCGAACUGCUCAUCAUCGACCAGGCGGAGAUAUGCUACGCACAGAACUGGGACCACGUACUGCACGUGUUGGAACAUCUGCACCAUCAGCCGAAAAGCACUGAGUACACAGAAUUUUCUCGCGUGCGAGAAUGGUGUCUAAACGGAUGGUCCAAAUUCUACCGUCAGACGGUGCUGCUGUCCGCGUUUGAACUUCCCGAGUUCCGCUGGCUGUACAACAAACACUUUCACAACUAUCGCGGUAAAGUGCGAUCCUGCAAACGCACACUAACCGGCACAAUCAAGCAUGUGGCCGUGCGUGUGCCACAAAACUUUCAGCGUGUUGAAACGACCACACUUGCCGGUGUCGGCACGGCACGUUUUUCACAUUUUUUAAACGUUGUCCUGCCCCAGGCAAGAACCGUUUCGAUGGCCCGCUGUCUCAUCUACGUUCCGAGCUAUUUCGACUUCGUGCGGCUAAGAAACUACUUCAAGAAGGAGGAACUCAGCUUCACCCAGAUCUGCGAGUACACGACGGAUGCGAAGAUUGCACGCGCCCGGGACAUGUUCUUCCACGGCAGCAAACACUUUCUGCUGUACUCGGAGCGGGCACAUUUCUUCCGCCGGCACCGCAUACGAGGCAUCCGGCAUCUGAUUCUCUAUGCACCGCCAGUCUUUCCACACUUUUACCCGGAGCUGGUGAAUCUGAUGAUGAAGGAGAAUCAAAACCCGCACGACGGUGUGGACGACGAUUCGAUGACGGUGACGGUGCUGUACACCGGCUACGAUACGUACCAGUUGGCGGAGAUGGUUGGUGCACCAAGGGCAAAAACGAUGAUAAAAGCACCACGCUCGGUACACCGCUUCACAACCGAUCAAAAGUGA